This is a messenger RNA of Fopius arisanus, 1230 nucleotides long. It is a transcript of the gene Cth, whose product is annotated as Cystathionine gamma-lyase. Lineage: Eukaryota; Metazoa; Arthropoda; Insecta; Hymenoptera; Braconidae. Gene Ontology annotation, cellular component: cytoplasm. Gene Ontology annotation, molecular function: pyridoxal phosphate binding; carbon-sulfur lyase activity. The record is from RefSeq and is a predicted model, not a curated record. Gene Ontology annotation, biological process: transsulfuration.
CGAAACAAGGUUAAAAUUGCGUGAUUCGGACUAUCUAUGCCAUAAAAUGUUUUGUGCUCUUAUCAAUUCUUAUCUGAAAGAUUAGAUUGGCUCAUUUGAUCUGACUUUGAGUCUUUCUUCUUCCAUCAUUAAAUUUGUCCUUUUGUAAAGAAUUGUUUAGAAAUAUGCCGACUAAUACUGUGGAGGGCUUUGCCACUAAAGCCAUUCAUGCUGGACAGGAUCCACUACAAUGGAGUCAUUGUUCUGUCAUUCCACCACUUGUAAUGUCUACGACUUAUCAACAAGAUGGACCUGCUCAGCAUAAGGGUUUUGAGUAUGGAAGGAGUGGCAACCCUACACGUAAUGUGUUGGAGACUUGCUUAGCAGCCAUAGAAAAUGGCAAACACGGUUUAGCUUUCGCCUCGGGUCUUGGUGCUACAACAGCCCUGGCUUCUCUUUUGGAUGCUGGGGAUCACAUCAUCUGCUGCGAUGACGUCUAUGGUGGUACCAAUCGAUAUUUCAGAACUUGCUGCUCCAAGAACAAUAUCCAAAUCACCUUCACUGAUGCCACAAAUAUAAAAACUGUUAUUAACAGCAUCCAACCCACUACGAAGAUGAUUUGGAUUGAAUCGCCGACGAAUCCGCUCCUGAAAAUUAUUGAUAUAAAAGCUAUUAGUGAAGCCGUGAAAGCCGUUAACUCGGAAAUUAUCAUUGUUGUUGACAAUAGCUUCCUCACAUGCUACUUCCAACGUUGGGAAUCGUUCCUUCACCUUUCGACUGCUACCAAGUUAACAGGAGCCUAAAAACCUUAGAAAUCAGGAUGGAGAAGCACAUGACGAAUGGUUUGGCAGUUGCUAAAUUCCUGGAAUCGCACUCGCAUGUGAAGCAAGUGUUUCAUCCAUUAUAGAGGAAGUUCAUUACAAAGAAAUUUCACUCAGAUGUUGCAAUACCCCUUGUCUACUUGCUGAACGAGAGUUCGGAUGAAACGUAGUGAUCGCAGCUCCUUAGCUACGAUUCUCUGAUUGUGAUGGAAAUUUUGAGCUGUUCCUGCAGGUUUAACUCAGCUGUCCACCGAGUGAUUGACUAGCCUGGUAGUGAUUUUAUGUGGAAAAUGUCGUGCUGUCUAUUAUAAAAUAGGGUUAUAGGGUUAUAGAAUAGUCGUGGGGACUAAAAAUUGAACUACAAGGUCUUCAUAUUCAUAUAUUUCAAUUGCUUAGAACAGAAUCAACCAAUAAUUAUAAAUGAUUUGUC